AGCUGUUUGAAAGAACUCUUCGUGCGAUCUGUGGCUUGGCUCUAUUCCUGCAGCAUGGCCAUGAAGGCUAGCUUCGUGGAAGGUUGUUUGAAACCACAUACCUGGAUUGCAGGGCAUGCGCUGCUCCCUUGUGUUGCCUUUGACGGCGUGGUGCUUCCUCCCCCGGGACUUGCAGCUCCGGACCACCUGAUGCAGGCCGCGCCGUCCAGUGCCAUGUUCGAAGCUUUGGCGCGGCUUCAAGCAGACCGCGCUUCGCAGGCCUUAGAUGCUGCCAUCGUGGCCGCAUCCAAGCCGAAACUUGAGAGGCACGACAGCCCCAAGUUUGAGACCUGGUCGCAAGCAUCAACUGCAUCAGACUUGGAACAGUCGACUCCUCGAGGGGAGGAGCGAAUCCCAGUUCGCUUCUGCGUUUCCGAUCAUUACGACAUGAUGCAACGAAAGGCCGUGUCAGAUCUGACUGGACGCCAUCCUUGUUUCCAGCCUGGGCAACCUGCGUACGUCAAUCCUCAUCAACACGUCGUUGGAAGCUUUGCCCCUUCCCGCACAGCUUAUCGCGCAAAGCCGACUGCUUGAAGUGGGCGAGGUACAGGUUCCGUCCCCGUCUUCGCGGGCGCUGGCGAUUUGACCUGGUGAUCCGUCAUGAUGUGACGUUCCCGUGUCAAGUGGGCAGCUGAACGCUUUAGGGCCAGGGA
Messenger RNA from Effrenium voratum, 692 nucleotides. NCBI's taxonomy places the organism in Eukaryota, Dinophyceae, Suessiales, Symbiodiniaceae. The record is from the annotation of a GenBank genome assembly.